AUAAAUAAAUACCACAGAAUCUGGACCCAGGAGUGGCUGAGUGAGACUCUCCUCUUCUGAUAAGCUGCUAUAAAUACAGCUCUUCUUCUGUCUUUAGGAGACAACACUAACGUCUGUGGUUCUACAUCCAGCAGUAAAGCACCAAAAUGGGUGAAGGACUAAAAAUCAUCCUGAUCCUCAUGUCCAUCGCUUUCCUCAGCCAACUCUGCUGGACACAGGAAGAUGAAGACUUUCAAAAUCAUUACACUGCCCAGUAUAGGCAGCUGUGUCAAGAUGCCUGCCACAUGAGUUCAUUGAAUCACUACUGGUGCAACACUAACAAGGGCUGGGAUUACUGCUCAUUAAAGGAGAACACUGACUAUAAAGGCAACGAGUGUGAAGAUGACUAUCCCUGUGACCUGCAUGGUAAGGGUUUCUACUGGUGCUAUACAAAGGCUGGGAGUUGGGGUUAUUGUGGAAAAGUGGAGCCAAAAAAAGACAAAAACAAACAAAUAUUUAAAGGUUCACAUUAUCUGCUUGAGUGCAAGGACGAGUGUUCCUACGACAAGUCAAAGUCAUACUACAAGUGCUACACAGAUAAAGGGUGGGACUACUGCUCUCCAGCACCUGAUGUCACGUAUAAGGGUGAGCUGUGCCGAGCCGAUCAGCUAUGUGACACCCAUGGCCUUGAAUACUCCUGGUGCAGGACAGUCUCAGGCUGGGACUACUGUGGCAUUGUUGAGGACCUCAGAAUUUGUGGCACAAAUUCUGAUUACAUAAAUGAGACUUGUUUUAUUGACCACAACGGGAAUAUGACCAAGCUGAAGCCAAAGUGGGAUCCUGAAGCUAUAGCAGAGGGAAGAAAAUGGAGUAAUGAGAUAUCACAAAUAAAUGCACAAUGGAGCAACAGUUACCUACACGAGGACAGCAAGUCCAAUGUCAUCACUACAAAAAACCUUCAUCUUGACCUACAGGGGUUGGUCCUAAGGGAUAAUUUGCCUUAUUAUGGCCUUCAAAUUGAGAUGAACAUGCAUCGUCCACAAGGAAUUAGCACCACACUUGCACAGGUGUUCUUGCCACAGACUGUCAUUCCAGAAAGACACGUCCAUAGGGCCAUUAUUGAGAGCUUCUGCAACCGUGCCAUGGUUUUUGUGACUUUGAGCACCAGUUCCAGUAGUGAGGAUAACUGUGUCUUGAUCCCAUCCGAAGAUAUUGAUUAAUGAACAUUGUGUCGUAAUCAAAAACUAAACUGUUGAUUUGCAGUCAGUAAAAUUUGCUUAAGCAACAUUUAACAUUUAAACUUCUGCUAGCUGCCUAAAGCUGAAGAACCACAGCAUGCUUUUAUGUUUGAAGAGAUUUGAUUUACUUUAGAUUUGAUUGUGUAGAAAUAUGUAGAUCCUGUUUAAUGACCCCUAUAACCACAUCACUGAGAAAGUGACAUGAGCUGAUGAUCAGUACACAGAUUCCACUGAAUCAAAGAGGAACAUCUCAUGUUUUAGCUUCAAGCAACAGAGAAAUGUACUGAAUGAUUAUCUAUUAAUAAAAACCUUUACUGA
This is a messenger RNA of Tachysurus vachellii, 1535 nucleotides long. RefSeq lists its product as uncharacterized. The record is from RefSeq and is a predicted model, not a curated record. The transcript has 2 exons. Lineage: Eukaryota; Metazoa; Chordata; Actinopteri; Siluriformes; Bagridae. The coding region runs from base 147 to 1199 and encodes 350 amino acids.